This is a messenger RNA of Hibiscus syriacus, 672 nucleotides long. Its product is annotated as subtilisin-like protease SBT3.10. Gene Ontology annotation, biological process: proteolysis. The record is from RefSeq and is a predicted model, not a curated record. Gene Ontology annotation, molecular function: serine-type endopeptidase activity. Lineage: Eukaryota; Viridiplantae; Streptophyta; Magnoliopsida; Malvales; Malvaceae.
UCAGGAACAUCAAUGGCUACUCCCGUGUCAGGAAUUGUUGCUCUGUUGAAAUAAUUGUACCAGGAUUGGUCACCUGCUGCUAUUAAAUCAGCUAUUAUCACCCCUGCAUUGACUGCACAACAAUCAGGAGGACCACUUUUCGCCGAGGGGGAACAACCGAAACUCGCCGAUCCCUUCGAUUUUGGAGGUGGAAUUGUAAACCAGAACAACGCAGCAGAUCCUGGCCUUGUUUACGACAUGAAUACAGAUGAUUAUGUGCUAUAUCUUUGUGCCAUGGGUUAUAGUAACACUGAUAUAGUCCAGCUCGAUGAACACACAAUAAGUUUUCCUUCAAAACAACCCUCUAUUUUGGACUUAAACCUUCCAUCCAUAACCAUCCCAAGCCUUAAAAAACCAACCGUUCUUACCAGAACAGUCACAAAUGUCGGACCUGUCAACUCCAAGUACAAGGCCAACAUUGAGUCCAUAUCAGGCAUAAACAUAGCAGUGAAACCAGACAAAUUGAUCUCCAACUCCAAGACAAAGACAAUCUCCUUCUCCGUGAUGAUUACAUCAACCCACAACUUCAAUGCCGGGUACUACUUUGGAAGCCUGACAUGGUCCGAUGGUGUUCACGCCGUAAGAAGUCUGAUAUCCGUGAGAACUGAGGUUGCAGAAUGUUGUGGAAGAUGA